Nicrophorus vespilloides is the source of this 594-nucleotide messenger RNA. RefSeq names its product homeobox protein Hox-A1-like. The annotation marks the transcript as partial. Lineage: Eukaryota; Metazoa; Arthropoda; Insecta; Coleoptera; Silphidae. The record is from RefSeq and is a predicted model, not a curated record. The transcript has a single exon.
UAUUGUUGUUAUCUUUGCAAUUGUUCUUGUUUAAUUGUGUGUGCGAGAUGUCGGACCGUGAGCUGGACGAUGACCACGAGAUAAACGUGAUGGACACGGACAGUCGUCUGUCGCAUAGCGACAGCGAACCUAGGAGUCACUGUUCGAGUCCGGAUCAAGUCAAUCAAAUAUCUCAUCAUCACCAUAACCAUCAUCAUCAUCAGCCGACGACGACGACGACCACGACCACGACAACUCUACCGUUCAGCAUUUCGAAUUUGCUGGGAAAGAAUUUCGAUCAGAAGAGCGAAAGCGACGAGGCUGAAGUCGCGAACAGUCUCUACCAUCAAGCGAACAUCCUGCAGCAGAGAGGAGCACUCGGUGGAUUCGUGCCCACCGGGUUCUACACGCAAGGGGUGCUCCGGGUGCCGGCGCACAGACCGAUCGGAGGAGGCGGUGGCGGUGGAACGACGGGCGGCGGUGGUGGUGGAGGCGCCGGGCCCACCAGCCCGUCGACGGUAUUCACACCAUGGACGCUCGGUCUGGAUCCGGUCCUGCAAAGAUCGGCCGCCGCAGCCGCCUUCGCAUCACAAGUCGUCAAAGACAGAUUAGCCG